Molecule: messenger RNA, 5922 nt
Organism: Callithrix jacchus (white-tufted-ear marmoset)
Lineage: Eukaryota; Metazoa; Chordata; Mammalia; Primates; Cebidae
Gene: MAST2
Product: microtubule associated serine/threonine kinase 2
Biological process (GO): peptidyl-serine phosphorylation; cytoskeleton organization; intracellular signal transduction
Cellular component (GO): microtubule cytoskeleton
Molecular function (GO): microtubule binding; ATP binding; protein serine/threonine kinase activity
Source: RefSeq, a predicted model, not a curated record
CUGUGCCCUUUUAGAAGUCUGGGGGAAUGGGGAGCAUUUCCUGUGACAGCACUGUAAGCAAUGAAUAGAUGAAUGAAUUUGUCCAUGCUCAGAACUCACAACACGUGUACUAGCCCCCUCCGACACAUAAAAGAGCAGGGAAACCGACCUUAGCAAUGAUUUAGCUCCUGAAGAAAGAGGCUUUCGUUACUGUCUAAGAAGUGAAGACCAGCGAGUCUAGCGAUAAAGAGACAAAAGAGCCCCUGACAGUAUCGAAAGAAUCUGACAUUUGCUUUGUCUGUACAAAGGAUGAAAGGAAUUUUGCCGACUUAGUCAAAACAAUAACUGGUUUUAUCAGUUUGAGUCUAAAAUACAGGCAUCAGAACAGUAUGUUUUUUUUUGUAUUUCUGAAGAAUUGUCAUCUUUUUAAAAACGUAUGUGGAGUGGUUUUGUUUCUGGAAAGGAAAACGUGACAUGGAUUUUAUAAGCUUAGUAGCUGUAGGUGGAGACUCUCUUGUUUGCUAAACCUUUUUAAUAAACAGUGAAGUCAGAAUAUCAAAGAUUGGAAUUUUUCUCCCUGGAACCUUUUGUUCUUUUCUUGGUACUUCAAAUAAUUUCAACCAAAGGGGUAUGCAUGGAAAUGAAAACAAAUAUGAAGUCUUUCUGCUAUUUGGCAGUGCUUCAGAUAAGAUGUACCUGUACUCCUGUGAAGAAAGACGUGACUCUGAUAUGAGGCAGUGAUUGUAUACUUACGCUCAUCGGAGGGAGAACUGGUUUAGUGGAACAGUGGGUUAGUGGUGUACUGAAUAAAUUGUUUGCCUCUUUAUCCAGCAGUAAGGAGGCACUAAUAGUUGACUGUCUGGGGAGUGGCUUUUUUUGUCUGAUAUCUAUUAUGGAUGAUUCCAGUAUUCUGAGAAGGAGAGGGUUACAGAAGGAGUUGAGCCUUCCAAGAAGAGGCAGCUUUUGUCGGACAAGUAACCGCAAGAGCUUGAUUGUGACCUCUAGCACAUCACCUACACUACCACGGCCACACUCACCACUCCAUGGCCACACAGGUAACAGUCCUUUGGACAGCCCUCGGAAUUUCUCUCCAAAUGUACCUGCUCACUUUUCCUUUGUUCCUGCCCGUAGCCAUAGCCACAGAGCCGACAGGACUGAUGGACGGCGCUGGUCUUUGGCUUCUUUGCCCUCUUCAGGAUAUGGAACUAACACUCCUAGCUCCACUGUCUCAUCAUCAUGCUCCUCACAGGAAAAGCUGCACCAGUUGCCUUUCCAGCCUACAGCUGAUGAGCUACACUUUUUGACGAAGCAUUUCAGCACAGAGAGUGUACCAGAUGAGGAGGGACGGCAGUCCCCAACCAUGCGGCCCCGCUCCCGGAGCCUCAGUCCUGGACGAUCCCCAGUUUCCUUUGACAGUGAAAUAAUAAUGAUGAAUCAUGUGUACAAAGAAAGAUUCCCGAAGGCCACUGCACAAAUGGAAGAGCGACUAGCAGAGUUUAUUUCCUCCAACACUCCAGACAGCGUGCUACCCUUGGCAGAUGGAGCCCUGAGCUUUAUUCAUCAUCAGGUGAUUGAGAUGGCCCGAGACUGCCUGGAUAAAUCUCAGAGUGGCCUCAUUACAUCACAGUACUUCUAUGAACUUCAAGAAAAUCUGGAGAAACUCUUGCAAGAUGCUCAUGAGCGCUCAGAGAGCUCGGAAGUGGCUUUUGUGAUGCAGCUAGUGAAAAAGCUGAUGAUUGUCAUUGCCCGCCCAGCACGUCUCCUGGAAUGCCUGGAGUUUGACCCUGAAGAGUUCUACCACCUAUUAGAAGCAGCUGAGGGCCACGCCAAAGAGGGACAAGGGAUUAAAUGUGACAUUCCCCGCUACAUCGUUAGCCAGCUGGGCCUCACACGGGAUCCCCUAGAGGAAAUGGCCCAGUUGAGCAGCUAUGACAGUCCUGAUACUCCAGAGACAGAUGAUUCUAUUGAGGGCCGUGGGGCAUCUCUGCCAUCUAAAAAGACACCCUCUGAAGAGGACUUCGAAACCAUUAAGCUCAUCAGCAAUGGCGCCUAUGGGGCUGUAUUCCUGGUGCGGCAUAAGUCCACCAGGCAGCGCUUUGCCAUGAAGAAGAUCAAUAAGCAGAACCUGAUCCUACGGAACCAGAUCCAGCAGGCCUUUGUGGAACGUGACAUACUGACUUUUGCCGAGAACCCUUUCGUGGUCAGCAUGUUCUGCUCCUUUGAGACCAAGCGCCACUUGUGCAUGGUGAUGGAGUAUGUUGAAGGGGGAGACUGUGCCACUCUGCUGAAGAAUAUUGGGGCCCUGCCUGUGGACAUGGUGCGCCUAUACUUUGCAGAAACUGUGCUCGCCCUGGAGUACUUACACAACUAUGGCAUCGUGCACCGUGACCUCAAGCCUGACAACCUCCUAAUUACAUCCAUGGGGCACAUCAAGCUCACUGACUUUGGAUUGUCCAAAAUUGGCCUCAUGAGUCUGACAACGAACUUAUAUGAGGGUCAUAUUGAAAAGGAUGCCCGGGAAUUCCUGGACAAGCAGGUAUGCGGGACCCCGGAAUACAUUGCACCUGAGGUGAUCCUGCGCCAGGGCUAUGGGAAACCAGUGGACUGGUGGGCCAUGGGCAUUAUCCUGUAUGAGUUCCUGGUGGGCUGUGUCCCUUUUUUUGGAGAUACUCCGGAGGAGCUCUUUGGGCAGGUGAUCAGUGAUGAGAUUGUGUGGCCUGAGGGUGAUGAUGCACUGCCCCCAGACACCCAGGACCUCACCUCCAAACUCCUCCACCAGAACCCUCUGGAGAGACUGGGCACAGGAGGUGCCUCUGAGGUGAAGGAGCACCCAUUCUUUACUGAUCUGGACUGGACAGGACUUCUCCGCCAGAAGGCUGAAUUUAUUCCUCAGCUGGAGUCAGAGGACGAUACUAGCUAUUUUGACACUCGCUCAGAGCGCUACCACCACGUGGACUCAGAAGAUGAGGAAGAUGUGAGUGAGGAUGGCUGCCUUGAGAUCCGCCAGUUUUCCUCCUGCUCUCCAAGGUUCAGCAAGGUAUACAGCAGCAUGGAACGGCUCUCGCUACUCGAAGAGCGUCAGACACCACCCCCGACCAAGCGCAGCCUGAGUGAGGAGAAGGAGGACCGCUCAGAAGGCCUGGCGGUGCUCAAAGGCCGAGACCGGGGCUGGGUGAUUGGCUCCCCUGAGAUAUUACGGAAGCGGCUGUCGGCGUCUGAGUCAUCCCACACAGAGAGUGACUCAAGCCCUCCAAUGACAGUGCGACGCCGCUGCUCAGGCCUCCUGGAUGUACCUCGGUUCCCUGAGGGCCCUGAGGAGGCCAGCAGCACCCCCAGGAGGCAGCUGCAGGAGGGUGUAUGGUUUCUGACACCCUCUUCUGGAGAGGGGGUAUCUGGGCUUGUCCCUGAUCGCUCUGGGGAGCAGCGGCUGAAGCUGGAUGAGGAAGCUGUUGGACGAAACGGUGGUUCCAGUCCAGCUACGGAGACCCGAGGCCAUGGGACCCCGCAGCUGUCUGAAGGAGCCACGGCCAAGGCCAUCAGUGACCUGGCUGUGCGUAGGGCCCGCCACCGGCUGCUCUCUGGGGACUCUACAGAGAAGCGCACCGCUCGCCCUAUCAACAAAGUGAUCAAGUCUGCCUCAGCCACAGCCCUCUCACUCCUCAUUCCUUUGGAACACCACACCUGCUCCCCGUUGGCCAGCCCCAUGUCCCCACAUUCUCAGUCAUCCAACCCAUCAUCCCGGGACUCUUCUCCAAGCAGGGACUUCUUGCCAGCCCUUGGCAGUGUGAGGCCCCCCAUCAUCAUCCACCGAGCUGGCAAGAAGUAUGGCUUCACCCUGCGGGCCAUUCGUGUCUACAUGGGUGACUCCGACGUCUACACCGUGCACCACAUGGUGUGGCACGUGGAGGACGGAGGUCCAGCCAGCGAGGCAGGACUUCGUCAAGGUGACCUCAUCACCCAUGUCAAUGGGGAAACUGUGCAUGGGCUGGUGCACACGGAGGUGGUGGAGCUGAUCCUGAAGAGUGGAAACAAGGUGGCUAUUUCAACAACUCCCCUGGAGAACACAUCCAUUAAAGUGGGGCCAGCUAGGAAGGGCAGCUACAAGGCCAAGAUGGCCCGAAGGAGCAAGAGGAGCCGCGGCAAGGAUGGGCAAGAAAGCAGAAAAAGGAGUUCCCUGUUUCGCAAGAUCACCAAGCAAGCAUCCCUGCUCCACACCAGCCGCAGCCUUUCUUCCCUUAACCGUUCCUUGUCAUCAGGGGAGAGUGGGCCAGGCUCUCCUACACACAGCCACAGCCUUUCCCCCCGAUCUCCCACUCAAGCCUACCGUGUGACCCCCGAUGCUGUGCAUUCAGUCGGGGGGAAUUCAUCACAGAGCAGCUCCCCCAGCUCCAGCGUGCCCGGUUCCCCAGCCGGCUCUGGGCAUACACGGCCUAGCUCCCUCCACGGUCUGGCACCCAAGCUCCAGCGCCAGUACCGCUCUCCACGGCGCAAGUCAGCAGGCAGCAUCCCACUGUCACCACUAGCCCACACCCCUUCUCCCCCACCCCCAGCAGCUUCACCUCAGCGGUCCCCAUCACCCCUGUCUGGCCAUGUAGCCCAGGCCUUUCCCACAAAGCUUCACUUGUCACCUCCCCUAGGCAGGCAACUCUCACGGCCCAAGAGUGCGGAGCCACCCCGUUCACCACUACUCAAGAGGGUGCAGUCAGCUGAGAAACUGGCAGCAGCACUGGCCGCUUCCGAGAAGAAGCUAGCCACUUCUCGCAAGCACAGCCUUGACCUGCCCCACUCUGAGCUAAAGAAGGAACUGCCGCCUAGGGAAGUCAGCCCUCUGGAGGCAGUUGGAGCCAGGGGUGUGCUUUCUGGCAAGGGAGCCCUGCCAGGGAAAGGGGUGCUGCUGCAGCCUGCUCCUUCACGGGCCCUAGGCACUCUCCGACAGGACCGAGCCGAACGACGAGAGUCACUGCAGAAGCAAGAAGCCAUCCGUGAGGUGGACUCCUCAGAGGAUGACAUGGAGGAGGGGCCUGAGAACAGCCAGGGUGCACAGGAGCUGAGUGUGGCACCUCACCCAGAAGUGAGCCAGAGUGUGGCCCCCAGAGGAGCAGAAGAGGGUGGGGAAGAGGAUACUUUCUCGUCCAGAGUCCCCAGGAGUCCGGGCCCAGUGGUCCCAGGCCUAUUGACCGGGAUUACACUGGGGCCUCCCAAAAUGGAAGGUCCCAGUGGCCCCCAGAGGAGGCUCAGGAGCCCACAAACUGUUGAGGAGGCUGCCAGCACCUCCUCACCAGACCCCAACCUGAGUAAGUCUGGAGCUACAGACCCCAUCCUUUCUGAAGGUUGCUGGAAGGCUCAGGGCCUCCACACCCAGGCACUAACAGCACUUUCCCCCAGCUCUUCAGGACUCGCCCCCACCAGCAGCCGCUCUCCUCCCACCUCCACCUCUGGGAAGCUGGGCACAUGGUCCUGGAAAUUCCAUAUUGAGGGCCCAGACAGGGCAUCCCCAAGCAGAAGGGCAACCAUGGCAGGUGGGCUAGCCAAGCUCCAGGAUUUGGAAACCACAACUCCAGCCCACCCUAAGAACCUGUCUCCCAGGGAGCAGGGCAAGACACAGCCACCUAGUGCCCCCAGACUGACCCAUCCCCCUUGUGAGGAUCCCAGCCAAGGCUGGCUAUGGGAGUCUGAGUGUGCACAAAUAGUGAAAGAGGAUCCAGCCCUGAGCAUCACCCAAGUGCCUGAUGCCUCAGGUGACAGACGGCAGGAUGUUCCAUGCCGAGGCUGCCCCCUCACCCAGGAGUCUGAGCCCAGCCUCCUCUGGAGGGGCCAAGAACCAGGGGGCCAUCAAAAACAUCAGGAUUUGGCAUUGGCACCAGAUGAGUUUUUAAAGCAAACAUAACAGCUGUUUGCCAUUUCUUGCACUCAGACCUGUGUAAUAUAUGCUCCUGGAAACCA